Exophiala mesophila is the source of this 771-nucleotide messenger RNA. RefSeq lists its product as uncharacterized. The record is from RefSeq and is a predicted model, not a curated record. The coding region runs from base 1 to 771 and encodes 256 amino acids. The transcript is spliced from 2 exons. Lineage: Eukaryota; Fungi; Ascomycota; Eurotiomycetes; Chaetothyriales; Herpotrichiellaceae.
AUGAUCAUUCGAGUGCUUAUGGCGGCACAGAGAAUCGAGCACCUCCCCGAAGUGCUGACCUGUGCAUUCCUCGCGAUCCUAUUCAUCUUGGCUAUCACGAUCCUGGCUUCCUUGGUGAUACUUGGAGCCAUGGGAACCCAUGCGCGCCACUCUGGCGAACAGGAGGAGUAUCUCGCUGAGGCUUUGCGGCAACAUCAGAAGCGAUGGGCUCACAUGAGAAGAGUGAGGAAGGCAGAAAUGAAGUUUCGUGCGGCUCAGCAGCAAAAAUACAAACUAUUGCAUCUAGGUACUAGCACAUUUCAUUUUCUGAACAGGUCCUGCCAGAGUGUUGUACUAAACUUUGGCGUCAGACAAUUUCUCAACACUCGUUUUAAACCGAAGCCUCAUGACAAGACUCCAUGGGUGGAAAGAUUGAAAUGGCCUUCACGCACGCAAUCAAUUGUCAAGACAUCGAUUAGACCUUCGCAUAAGCCAAGAAGUCCGCAAUCAUCCACCAAGCUAAACACCUCCAAGUCUUGGUGGAGGCAAGGCCGUCCUGAAGCUUUGUUUCGAUUAGUGUCCUACGGAGGUGAACCCAACCUACCGGUUAUCAACACAUCCGUCGAACCGAGGGACACUGCAAUGAUUGGCCCUGAGGAAAAUCCCGUCCAAGAGCCAGCGUCUUUGGACGACGACCAAAACGAGUCGCCAUCACCGAGUAGUUCGACCAGUACCGUGAGAGAUGGCAGCCCCCGAGCAAGCGAAGGAAACCAAAGAAGUCAUGAGAAAUGA